CAAAAGAAGAAGAUGUUUAAAAUAUUGUAAACUAAUUAAUUGAAUCCUAAAUUGGAACAAGAGUAAAAUUGUAUCGUUUACUAAUUUUCUGAAAGUAGCGAUUGCAUACAGAUAUGACAAAACAGAGUGAUUUGGGCAUGUUGGAGAUGUACAAUAACAAAGAAAUGAAGAAUAACCAGAAUACAAAAUUUGCCUUUCCAGAACUUUUAUCACUAGGAAUAAGCAAAGGAACGCGAUCAGAACCAAAUUCUCGCAAUUGUUCUUUUAAGAAAAAGAGGCGGCACACAAACGAUUUUGUUAGAAAGAAUUUACACAGAAACAGUUUACCUUUGUCUCCGGUUGCACUAACAAGGUCGUCUAGUGACUUUUUUGGAAAUGAAAUAAAGCAACGAGUACGAUCAUUUACACUUACAUCGGAUGGACUUUUAAGUGAUGGUUUUCGAUACAAUCGUAGAAAAAGUAGUAGCUCAUCAGUUUCAUCUAACUAUAGAUCAAGAUUUCCUAGUGACGCAUCAAAUAGUUCUAAAUCUUGGAGUUGCUCAUCAUCGUGUUCAACUGGAUACUACAGGGUGUCUAUAAUGGGUGCCAAUGGAGUUGGAAAAACAGCAUUGAAAAAUUGCUUUAUGAGCUCAGAGUAUAUGUCGUCUUCAGACUUGGUUAUCCAUGAAUUCGAUGAAAACACACUUACCCUUAUGGUCGAUAACGAGGAAUCAACAAUGGAGUUCAUAUCUUUUACAUCCGAUCAGAAAGAUGAUCUACCAGUCGAUGCAUAUGUUGUUGUGUUAUCUGUUCACGAUAGCAAUUCGUUGACAAUAGCAGAGGGAUAUUUACAGUAUCUUCGUAACGAACUUGAUAGUGAUAGACCUAUUAUAUUAGUUGCAAACAAAAUUGAUCUAGUCAGAAAACGACAAAUAACGACAGAAGAAGCACGUCUACUCGCCAAGGAAUUCGACUGCAAAUACAUCGAAACAUCAGCUGUGUUAAAUCACAAAGUGGACGAACUAUUAGUAGGAAUAUUAAAACAAAUAAAACUGAAGCUUAACCCAGAGGCCAUUGAAAAAGCAGUGAUGAUGUCACAGGACAAAGGAAAAAAACAUUCAUCACGUAAAGGACCCAAAAAACUUUUAGACAAACUAUUUAGAAGAAACUGUAAAUCUUUAUCUAGAUUAGAAAAUUUAUUUGAUCUGUGA
Messenger RNA from Mytilus trossulus (common blue mussel), 1190 nucleotides. Its product is annotated as GTP-binding protein GEM-like. Gene Ontology annotation, molecular function: GTP binding; calcium channel regulator activity; GTPase activity. The record is from RefSeq and is a predicted model, not a curated record. The transcript has 4 exons. The coding region runs from base 114 to 1190 and encodes 358 amino acids. Gene Ontology annotation, cellular component: plasma membrane. NCBI's taxonomy places the organism in Eukaryota, Metazoa, Mollusca, Bivalvia, Mytilida, Mytilidae.